AUGGCACUACGAUAUCUGCGCCAGCUCUAUUCGCUGGAAACCCUGGAUACACGCUUCGUUGUGCCGGCCAAUGCGCCACCCAAAGAGGCCCUCGAGCUCGCCGAGCUGGACCCUGCGCAACCGUUGCCGGUCAGGAAUGGCCAAGUCAAGAGCAGGGACUCAGUAGAGUGUGUGCAGCCUUCAAAAUGGCACACAUUGGAAUUCAAGACCUAUCUUGGACUCGUCAGCCUGUGUGUCUUCUUCAUGAUCAAAGCGGUAGUUGACGUAUCACAAGUAUCGCACCCAAACUAUUCCACGUUUGAACACUUGCUUUCAGAUGGCUGGAUACCUGGGCGCAAAGUCGACAAUACCGACCUUCAGUACUCCAGCUUCAGAUCGAACAUCAUACCUCUCUUUUUCGUCGUGCUCCUACAUCCCGUCCUUCGGAAGCUCUAUGAUGGUUUCUGGAGAGCAAACACUUACACCCAGGUCCGGCCUUCUGGUGCAAAUGGCCUGACCAUGGGGCUAAGCGCACCUGCAGCAGCAGAUGCGCGUAUGAACCAAAGGAUUUCUUUUGAUGUGCCAUUCACCAUCAUCUUCAUUAUAGCUCUACAUGGCUUCUCCGCUUUCAAGAUCGUGGUCAUACUAUAUAUGAACUACUGCCUCGCGAAAAAGCUACCGAGGUCCUAUGUGCCCGCAGCAACCUGGAUCUUUGGAGUAGGCAUCCUGUUCGCCAACGAGUUUGGAAAAGGCUAUUCGUACGCUACCAUCCUGGAGACAUUCCUCCCCUUUCCCCCUGGAUCCAAAGAAGAGCAACCAGUCACCAACUUCGGCCACACACUCGACAACUUCGGCGGCCUCAUCCCCCGCUGGGAAGUCCUCUUUAACUUCACCGUGCUGCGCCUCAUAAGCUUCAACAUGGACUACUACUGGAGUAUGAACUCUCGGAUCGGCAAUUCCCUCGAGAAGAAACAACUCGACCCCUCAAACCUCUCUGAACGUGACCGCGUUGCCAUACCCGCAAACCCCGCCGACUAUUCCUUCAAAAACUUCUUCGCUUAUACGCUCUACUCACCGCUCUAUCUCGCCGGGCCUAUCGUAACCUUCAACGAUUACAUCUCCCAGCUGCGGUACCGACCUCAUAGCAUCACGCCAAAACGCACAGCGCUCUACGCCAUCCGCUUUGCCAUCGUCCUGCUCACCAUGGAAAUCAUGAUUCACUACAUGUACAUGGUUGCCAUUUUCCACGCUCGCCCCCCUUGGGACGCCUACACACCGACUCAACUCAGCAUGCUCGGCUUCUUUAAUCUCAAGCAUAUAUGGCUGAAGCUGCUUAUUCCGUGGCGCUUCUUCCGUCUCUGGGCGUUGAUGGACGGAGUCGACCCCCCAGAGAACAUGGUACGCUGCAUGAGCGACAACUACGCCGUGACGCACUUCUGGCGCGGUUGGCAUCGCAGCUUCAAUAAAUGGGCCUUACGCUACCUGUUUAUACCUAUGGGCGGCAGCAUCGCACCAGGAGUGUGGGGCCAGGUGCGCAGCGUGCUGAACAAACUUACUGUCUUCUCUUUCAUCGCUAUUUGGCACGACAUCCAGCUCAGGCUGCUGAUGUGGGGCUGGCUCGUCACUUUGUUCGUGCUUCCCGAAGUCAUCGCAAGCCACAUCUUCCCUCCCAGGAGAUGGAAAAACAGACCAGAUGCGUAUCGCUACCUCUGUGGUAUUGGGGCUGUGGGCGAGAUUCUGCUGCUGAUGGUGGCGAAUCUAGUGGGGUUUGCGUUGGGCUUGGAUGGCUUGAAAGAUCUUGUGAGUGGGAUCUUCUCGAGCUGGUCGGGCUUGGGGUUCUUGGUGAUUGCCUGUGUGGCGUUGUUCAUGGGGGUGCAGAUUAUGUUUGAAUGGAGGGAGAGCGAGAAGAGGAGGGGAAUCAAAAUGAAGUGUUGA
Molecule: messenger RNA, 1914 nt
Organism: Didymosphaeria variabile
Lineage: Eukaryota; Fungi; Ascomycota; Dothideomycetes; Pleosporales; Didymosphaeriaceae
Gene: GUP1
Product: glycerol transporter
Exons: 4
Coding region: 1-1914 (637 amino acids)
Biological process (GO): GPI anchor biosynthetic process
Cellular component (GO): endoplasmic reticulum
Source: RefSeq, a predicted model, not a curated record